Molecule: messenger RNA, 2091 nt
Organism: Penicillium alfredii
Lineage: Eukaryota; Fungi; Ascomycota; Eurotiomycetes; Eurotiales; Aspergillaceae
Exons: 3
Coding region: 1-2091 (696 amino acids)
Source: RefSeq, a predicted model, not a curated record
AUGGCCAAAGCCAGGACCUCGCAGCGCAAGUCGCACCGCAGAGCUUCCGCGCGCAAGCAACGCCCACCCCAUUCCCCCGAAAUGCCUCCCUUCAAGGAUGAGCACAUCCUACUAAUUGCGCCAGGUUCGGAGACGACCUUGGCGCAACUCGGCCUGCCCGAAACGUUCACGCCCGCGCGAUGCCGUUUCCCCACGCGCAUGUUUCCCGCAGAGAAAACGGGAGAAUAUGAGCCAUAUCGUAUCCGUGAGAAGCGCCAGCAAGUCAAGGUCAACAAUGGCACAUCUGCGCCUGAGGCAUCGAAGGAGGACGUGGAGAUGAAAGAUGCCACCAAGCCGGGGCAAGAGGGGGCCGCGAAUGCGGAAUCUGCAGAGAAGCCAAGUGGUGAAGGCACCGAGGCAGAAAAGGCCAAUGAGGAAUCAACGCAGACGGUGGAAGAGGUCUACUACGAAGAGGACGUCGCCUCCGAUGAGGGCGCAAUUUAUCCCAUGGAGAACGGGCGCAUCGUCGACUGGCCUUGCUUCUUUGCUCUGUUGACCCAUAUCUACAAUGCCCUGAGCCCGCCCUUCCACACCCCGAUCUUACUUAUCGCCGAGCCCGUUUGGACUGCGCGCGAUCGCGAGGCCAUUACCCAGUUCGUCUUUGAAAAGUUCAAGGUCCCCGCCUUCAGCCUGAUGGACUCUGCGCUUGCUGUCUGUUAUGGCUACGGUACAUCGACUGCGACUGUCGUUGACGUGGGCAAGGGAAAGGUCGAUGUGACCGCCGUCACAGAUUUCGUGGUCAACGAACACGGCCGGGGAAUUGCACUGGAAGGAUGUGGUGGAGAUGCUAUGACCGAUCGACUCGUAGAGCUGCUUGGCUCGAAGGGAUUCACCCGGGAAAUGUGCAAGCAGCUCAAGAGAAGCAACAUCACCGAGAUUCUUCCCCCGGGAACUCCACUGCCUGGUGCCGCGGCCACUGCUCGCCAGGGUGCCAACCCCGCCACUGCAGCCUCGACUGGAUCAACAGACGCAGGAAAUGAAUCCGCACCCCGUGGGCCAGGAGAUGGUACUCAAACAGGCACGGAGGGUGGUAACGGAGAAGAAGAGGGUGUCUUGGAUGUGGCGGCCAUUGUCAGCGGCGACACCAAUGAAUACCUCGCCAACAUUGAGAAGGAGAAGUCGACGACCAAAAAGGGUGCAGUCGAUCCCAAGCAGCCUCGUCUUCCCAAUUCCAAGAAGGAAAAGGCCUCGUUCCAGUUCGAAGAGUUUGUGCAGCUGGAAGAAGAGAAUGCUGCUGCCAGUGGUUCCAAGCGAUACAUUCGUCAAUCGCGUGAGAUUGAAGUCAGCGUCGAACGCUUUCUUCUGACGACGCCUCGGCAGCAGACCGGGGAUCGUCUCAGCAACAUGAUCCUGGAGGACAUUGCAACCCAGAUCCAUCAUACCAUUCUCGCCGUCCCAGAUGCUACAAAACGAAGCGAGCUCUGGGACUCUCUCAUUAUCGUUGGAAAUGGCAGCAAAGUAAAGGGCUUCGUCCAGGCUUUGCUUGGUGUCAUCACCCAGAAGUUCAUCCUGUCUCCCUCCGCCACGAUCUUCACAUCUGAGAUUCCAUCCGCCUUUACCACGCCUCUCCCCACCGGUGGCACCAACACACCGGUUUCCAUGGGCCAACCCGGGCCGAUGUACCAUCCGGCAGCGCAUGGCGUCAACCCGCUGCUUGUUGCCGCAACUCAUAACAACCCCGGCAUGGCAAAUAUGCCCCCGGGCACGCCUUCCAUGGAUCCCAACGCUGUUUCACAUUACCGUUCAACCGGCCACUCUCAAAACCCUACUUCCGUCAAGACUCUGAAGCCCCCCGAGUAUUUCCCCGACUUCAAGGAUCAGGGCAACCUCAACGGCCCUGGUGCCAGCGCAAGUGGUGUUGCAGGCUCCGGUCCCGGAGGUGCUGCUACGUCCACCCCCGGCAGCCACGGUAUGGAAGAGGCCGUUUUCCUUGGUGCCCAGAUGGCUGCCAAGGUGUUCUUUGUGGUUGAUCAGGGUCUCAGCAAGGGCUAUAUGAGCCGUGUCGAGUACAACGAAAGCGGGCCAUCGGCAAUUCACGAGUACACCGUGUAA